AUGCCGCCUCAAGAAAUUGUCGAAUCAACUAUAGAAGGUCCACAGUUAUUCCGACGGGAAGAGAUAACAAAGCUAGCAAACUGGCGGGAUGAAAAAGAACAACAAAAAAACCUUUCGAAAACACCAUGGUAUAUAAUUAUAGACAAUAAAGUUUAUGAUAUUCGAGAAUUCGUAGGAGAGCAUCCGGGUGGUUCAGUUAUUUUGACACAUAUUGGAAAAGACGCCACAGACGCGUUUUACAACUUUCAUCCUGAAAGUACGUUUGAGAUAUUGUCUAAUUAUUACGUUGGAGAUCUUGAGCCCGCUGAUUUUUCUAUUGUAAAAAACGGAUUUACAAAAGAAUUACGUGAACUUAAAGAACACUUUAAACAAUUAAACUAUUACGAAUCCUCGAAAAGUUAUUAUGUCUUUAAAAUACUAUCAAAUCUUACUAUUUGGGCAAUAUCCUGUGUUAUCUUGGCACAUUAUGGCAAUACCUUAAUGGGAAUUUUCUCAUCUGCUACUUUAAUGGGAUUAUUUUGGCAACAAUGUGGUUGGCUUUCCCACGAUUUUCUUCAUCAUCAGGUAUUCGAGAAGAGAACAUACAACAAUCUGGUGGGUGGUGCAUUUCUUGGUAGUGUCUGUCAAGGAUUUACACCUAGUUGGUGGAAGGACAAGCAUAAUACUCAUCACGCUGCACCCAAUGUACACGGACAAGAUCCCGAUAUUGAUACUCAUCCACUUCUCACUUGGUCUGUAUAUGCGCUGACUGAUAUGUUUGAACCGGACUUUGCAGAAAAAUUCAUCAAAUCAAGGGGAUUCUCGCCGAGCACCUCACGUUUCUUGAUCAAAUACCAAACAUUACUCUACUUCCCGAUACUGGCAUUUGCGCGAUUCUCUUGGUUAGCACAAAGCAUGUUGUUUAUUCUCCCUGAUGGCCAAAAUGGCAAAUCGGUGAAAAUGCCCGUGACAACGGCAGAGCAAAUUGGGCUGGGCAUUCAUUAUGCUUGGGUGGCCACUUUGAUCUGGUUGUACAUACCCAAAAUUUCACUUGCUAUCACUUUCUUGAUUUCUUCACAAAUGAUAUGCGGAUUAUUUUUAGCGCUGGUGUUCUCGUUGAAUCAUAAUGGAAUGCGAGUAUUGACAGAGGAAGAAUCGCAGAAUAUGGGUUUCUUUGAGGAACAAGUGGUCACUGGACGUGAUGUGAUAUCUGCAAUUCCAGCAUAUCAGUGGUGGAUCGAUUGGUUUACCGGUGGAUUGAAUUAUCAGAUUGAACACCAUCUCUUUCCAUCCAUUCCACGACAUCAUUUUCAUAAAAUACAGCCGACAAUAGAGAAACUUUGUAUAAAAUACAAAAUACCUUACCAUAGAACAACCUUUUGGGCGGGGACCUGGGAGGUAUUUUCAAAGUUGGAAGAAGUAACGGCAAAAAGUGAAACGUUAUUAAAUUAA
Molecule: messenger RNA, 1431 nt
Organism: Ambispora leptoticha
Lineage: Eukaryota; Fungi; Glomeromycota; Glomeromycetes; Archaeosporales; Ambisporaceae
Source: the annotation of a GenBank genome assembly